AAGGCCUCCUGGCUCAAGAGGCUCCGGCUCCUCUCGGGAAGUCCCCGGCGCGCGCGAGCGGCCAGCUCCAGCAGGGAUGGGCGAGCUGUCCCAGGAGGUGGACGAUCUCCUGUACGACCAGGGGAACUUCAACUUCCUCGACGAGUUCAACACCCAAGGUUCCCAGUUCGAGGGACUGAGCCAGAACACGAAUGAUCACUACGAGGGCACCCAGAGCACCUUGCACGGACGAAAGUCCGCGCCGUCUUCCCAGCUGGACGACCGCGGGGGCUUGUCGCAGGGGGAGCCUGUGGUCUCACUGCUGGACCAGACGACCGCGGAGCUCAAGUUUGACGACCUUGACGACAUGGCCGAGGAGUUCGAGAACACCUUCGACCCGAAGAACCUGCCUGAGUACGCGUGCAGAUACUGCGGGAUCCACGACCCCGCCAGCGUCAUGAAGUGCCGCGGCGACGGCAAGUGGUUCUGCAACAGCCGGCUGCCAGGUCUGCCCAGCAGCUGCAUCAUCCUCCACCUGGUCCGCGCGAAGCAGAAGGAGGUGCAGCUGCAUCCAGAGAGCCCGCUGGGAGAGAUCACGCUGGAGUGCUACAACUGCGGCCAGCGGAGCUGCUUCCUCCUGGGGUUCAUCGCGGCGAAGAGCGACUCGGUGGUCGUCCUCCUGUGCCGCGUUUGCCUCUCGAACAACGCCCUGAAAGACUCGAACUGGGACCUGGGCCAGUGGCAGCCGCUCAUAGAGGACCGCGCCUUCCUCCCGUGGCUUGUGAAGGUCCCAGACGCCAAGGACCAGAUGCGUUCCUGGCACAUCACGGCGGCACAGGUGAACAAGCUGGAGGAGAUGUGGAAGACCAACCCCGACGCCACCCUCGAGGACAUAGACGGCAAGGCCGGGCCAGGGCUGGAGGACGACCCGCAGCCCGUGAUGCUGCGGUAUGAGGAUGCGUAUCAGUAUCAGCAUGUCUUCGCGCCCUUGGUGAAGAUGGAGGCCGACUACGACAGGAGGGUCAAGGAGUCGCACACACAGGAGAACAUUGUUGUGCGAUGGGACAUCGGUC
This is a messenger RNA of Prorocentrum cordatum, 1052 nucleotides long. NCBI's taxonomy places the organism in Eukaryota, Dinophyceae, Prorocentrales, Prorocentraceae. The record is from the annotation of a GenBank genome assembly.